AGAAGGAGAAAAAAAAACACACAACCCUCCUGCGGCUGCCAGCAUAUCUACGCUGGAUGUAAUGCUGAGAGGAACGAAAGUCUCGCCGCUACGGUUCAUUAAUAAACAAGCCAACACCAGGUUGUCAAGAUACCACCGAUUACGACGGAAAACGCUUUUUCUGGCGGGGAUUUACCGCUGAGGCAUCGGAUGGAUGAUGAGGAGGAAGACAUGUCACAGCCCAUCCCGCAUCUCUGGCAAAUGCCCUUCAGGGACGUUAAAUACGAAGACCGAGCGACACAGAUCACAACCGGACAGGCCCUCGCCGCCGUCACGUCCGCCGUGGCCACGCCGCAGGGCCACAACAACAACAGCAUUAACACGUUGCCCUGCGGCAUUCACCGGCAGCCGCACUUACCUUUCAACGGCAACGCUGGAUUGCAUUUCCUUGCUCCGUUUGAGCCCAUGGAGAACUGGGGGGAGAGGCAGCUCGAGAACGAGGAGGAAGAGGAUAGAGGGGAGGGUAACGAUAGGAUGGCGGAGAGGCCCGAGGAGCAGCCGGGGAUGAGUGUCGAGGUGCAAAUUGGCCGUAAACUUCGAGAGAUCGGAGACAAGUUCAACCAGGAUCACGUUGAACUGUUCAUGAGGCGCCAGAGACAAAACCUGCCUGCGUGGAUGCGCCUUACGAUGGCCCUUUUUGGCUUUUUGUUUCCAAGACAGGCUUUCAUCCCCCGCCUGAGAGGAGAGCAGAGGUGAAGGGACUUCCUGCUGGCCUUCACCCUGACCGCUUUUGUUCUCCGAAGGGAACUGAGGGAACGGACUUUAAGAGAUGGCACUGUAUGAUGGAACACGGGUUUGGAUUUUUUUUUUUUUACUCUAAUUAAAUAUGAAGAUGAAGAGGACCUUCUCUCCGCUGGACGGAGACUCGUUGCUGAGGUGUUUUUUUUUCCCCUCUCCA
Messenger RNA from Nematolebias whitei (Rio pearlfish), 937 nucleotides. It is a transcript of the gene bmf2, whose product is annotated as BCL2 modifying factor 2. The record is from RefSeq and is a predicted model, not a curated record. The transcript is spliced from 4 exons. Gene Ontology annotation, biological process: positive regulation of apoptotic process; apoptotic process; negative regulation of autophagy. Bases 190 to 735 code for a protein of 181 amino acids. Gene Ontology annotation, cellular component: myosin complex. Lineage: Eukaryota; Metazoa; Chordata; Actinopteri; Cyprinodontiformes; Rivulidae.